AGUGUCUUGGCUAGCAACUUGUCUCGUGUAGUCUUCUAACACGCUGUCAUGAUGGGCGGCGCUCCUCCACCACCUCCGAGUGGAGUUUCACGAGCGCCGCCGCCGCCGAUGGUGGGCAAAAGCGUUCCCUUUCCUGCCGCCCCGGCAAUGCCAAAGCCAGGUGGCAAGGGUCAAGGUGCACCUCCGGCCCCGCCUCCACAGCAUUCAACGUGGGAAGAGCCUGAGCCUGCGUUUCCGAAGCGCCAACAAGGCACGCCGGCGCCCAAAUCCCACCAGCAAAGACGUGCCAAACAAGUGACUGGCAAUUCGCUGCAGUUUAAGAACCACUACCAGAUCCCACUGACUGAGAAGUUCAAGACUUUGCAAGCGAUGGAUUCAAACCAAUUCAGCAACUCUGCGCUAGGAGCCCUCUCAAAUGAAGAGGUGACUGACGUUUUGUGCGAGAUCUGCAGCGUUGACCCGGAGUCCAAGCCUAUGUCGAUUGACAACGACCGCGCAGCAUAUCUCAACAGCCUGUGCUCCGACUACUGGCGAGAUGUGCAGAGUGGAGACAAGGAAGAGGUCAACGGCAAAUAUUUGAUCGGGUUGGUCAAGCACAACCGCAAGGAGAAGGAGCGCAUUCUUGGUCCUUUGAGGGUUUACCCCUCUGGGGACCGGUACUGCGUAAGUAAUUCUGAGAAGCAUGAAUAUCUGCCUCGCUCGUGGAAUGCAUGGGAUGAGACUGUGUACUGGUCAUCGCAGCACAAGAAGCCGUAUGUAUCCAACCAAGACAAGACUGCUUGGGUGGAAGAGUUUGUGCCUGUGUCGGAGUACCGCCAGUAUGAAGCCAGGAAGGGCCCGGACAGUCUGCACAGUUUGAGUUUGCGGUCUGUCAACAGGGCGGCCAGAAGUGAGACCUCAACGUCCUUUUCCUCUGAGUUUAACCACAUCGUGGUGUAUGCCCCAGACCAAACAGCGCUUCUGGUAGAUCUCCACGAGCCCCAGAAAAGCUCUUACCUUCCAGAGUGCCCAGCAAUGGACUAUGCCGUAUCGGUCACUAAGCGUGACGGUGAGACCAAAGAGUACGUCACGUCCCCGACUGUUCCCCUUUCGGUUUUUGCGAGUGAACUCAUGGAGAAGCAGCAGAGCAUGCCUGCUUUGAAAGACACAGAGCCGUCUGCCAAGCGUCUCCGUGUUUUGGCUCCGCAGGAGAGCAAGGCGUCUGAAUGGUCAACCGCUGCCAAUGCUGGAGAUGAGGCCAAACUUUUCUGGUUGGCCCACCAUGUUUUUUGUCGAUGCUAAAUGGUAGGAACAUUUCAUGCCACAGACUCUUGGCAGGCCUCAUUUUUGCCCAGCCCACUGGGGCGCACGCAGAGACCUGUUCCUGCUCCUCAUGGCGGCCCUCGUCUCAGCCAGGAGGAGAUCGAUCGCAUUCGCUUGGAAGUGCGCCAAAGGAAGGAUGCACAGGAUCGGCAGGAGGAAGAGAACCGCAAGAAGGCGCAGGAGGAGGCUCGCAUUCAACAGCAGCAGGAGGAAGCUCGUAAGAAGGAGGAGGAGCGAGUCAAGCGAGAGGAGGAAGCACGCAUUCGACAGGAAGAGGAGGAAGCUCGUAAGAAGGAGGAGGAGCGCGUCAAGCGAGAGAAGGAGGCACGCUUGCAACAGGAAGAGGAGGAAACUCGUAAGAAGGAGGAGGAGCGCAUCAAGCGAGAGGAGGAGGCACGCGUUCGACAGGAAGAGGAGGAAGCUCGUCGUCAGAAGGAGGAGGAGAGCAUCAAGCGAGAGGAGGAGGCACGCAUUCGACAGGAAGAGGAGGAAGCUCGUUGUAAGAAGGAGGAGGAGCGCAUCAAGCAAGAGGAGGAGGAGGCACGCAUUCGACAGGAAGAGGAGCAAGCUCGCAAGAAGGAGGAGGAGCGCGUCCGACAGGAGGAAGAGGAGCGGAUGGCCCAGGAGGAAGCUUGGAAGAAGAAGGAUGAGGAGGAGAGUCGCCGCAAGGAGGAAAUGGGUGAACGCAUUCGCCAGGCGCGGGAGAAGGCGCAACAGGAGCUUCGCAAGAAGGAGGAGCAACGUGUUCAAGAGGAGCAGGUUCGCAAGGAUAAGAAGGAGACAAUGCAGGGCGAAGGGCCUACGCCUGGGUAUCCUUUGCAGGGAAAGGCCAAGACUAUUCCUGCCCCACCUUCUGUGACUAAGAAGGUUGAGAAGAAGUAGAGUAGAGCGCAAUGAUGGCCAGUGAGGUUCUGAGCACCCUCCCAAUGCAGCAAGUGGCU
Messenger RNA from Durusdinium trenchii, 2243 nucleotides. Lineage: Eukaryota; Dinophyceae; Suessiales; Symbiodiniaceae. The record is from the annotation of a GenBank genome assembly.